Molecule: messenger RNA, 2152 nt
Organism: Ogataea polymorpha
Lineage: Eukaryota; Fungi; Ascomycota; Pichiomycetes; Pichiales; Pichiaceae
Exons: 1
Coding region: 1-1578 (525 amino acids)
Source: RefSeq, a predicted model, not a curated record
AUGACGGCCUCGUCGCUCUUGGGCAACGUUUUGCCGCUCGUGGUGCCGUUUCUGACGCAGCAGGACAAGCUGAACGUUGCUUACGCAAACUAUGAGCUGUACCAGGCGGUGGUACCGCUGUUGUACCAGAAAUUGCUCUUUACUGGCAGGCCUCUGGUAGACAGCGAGGGUAGCUGGACAAACAUUGGGUCUCUGAAAAAUCCACUCAUCAGCGACAAGAAACACCGCGAAGUGUACACGCUGCGGCAGGAGCUACUUCUGCAGACGCUGACGCUCAAUAAGGAGCUUGCCGGGUACGUCGAGCAGGUGGUUGUGGUGGAUCAGGAGAUACUACGAGAUUUGGCACAUGUGCUCAGCCAGUGCCCGAAUCUGACACGAUUUGAGGUCCCGCAACCGGACCGCUGGUUUGCCGAGAUCUGCAAAAGACCACUGGAGUCGUUUGUGGUCACGGAGCUUGACCAGCUGUGCCAUCUGCCGGCCACCGUGAAACGGCUGAAACUGGGUGUGCUAAGAUCGGAGUCGAUUUCUGUUUUCGACCGCCAGCAGGCCCUUAAAAAAAUCUACUCGCUAGACGCACUCGGGCUCGUGUCCGACGAGCCGUCCAUCACGACGUUUCUCAAGUUUCUGCAGCCGUUCGCGCGCCUCAGACUCACGUCGCUCAGCAUAGUGUAUUACCACGGAUACAACGACUACAACCACGUCUCGCGCACUUUAGUGCAGCAGCUGCUGGACAAAACCGAUCCGGCCACGCUGCGGGAGCUGGAGAUGGUGCUUGGGUGUGACGAGAUGGCGUGCGGGUGUUUGGGAGAGUUCUGCCGCUAUCUGGUGUCAAAAGCAUUCGAUCUGAGGCGACUGGCUAUUUUGCAGCGCACGGUCCACAGAGACCACAAUUACACGGAAAAAUUCGAUGUUGCCGUGACGUCGCUUCUGGCGUCGAUGCCCAACAACGAGCGUCUCACAGAGCUGUAUAUCAAACACACGCCGCCGCUGGAUGCCAUGAUUGUUCACGGGUUCGAGGGAAACUAUAAUAAACGACGCGAUCUCUACCACUCGACGCUGCCCCACUUGCGCGGCCUCGAACGGCUCGUGUGCCCCACUUUCGUGUGGUCGCUCGCAUGCUACGAGCAGCUCAUGUCGGACCUGCUGUGGAACGGCUGCACCUGCGAUCACUGCGAGUCUUUCCUGUCGCUUUUUGACGAAUUCAUCAUGAAACACCAUUACUAUGACGCCGCGUCGGGCCUCGAGAAAGACGUCAUCUCGCCGUGCUUCUUCAGCUGUGCAGCAGCAACACUCGCCGCCCGGUUCGUCGGAAGCCCACUUGAACACCUCCCGAUGCUCGACGUGUACUGGAAUUUCCACUCUCUGCUCAACAUGGACCACGACGCCGGCUACGACUGCCAAUUCAACCAGAGCUUUUUCCGGCAUCUCGCCGCCUGCAUCUCGCAUUUUCUCCAAGAUUACGUCCACGAGGUCUCACGGACAAACCCAAAUCUGUGGCACGUCAACUUCAACGGCAUAGUGUUUGACAAAUCAGACUCUUGGGUCUGCAAAAACGAAAAAGUGUAUCGAUCCCAAUAAUCUCAUCUAUUUGCCAAAUCGCUCGUAAAACCGCUCCCGCUCGUGCUUGAGGUCCAAAGAGUACUGCAAGUUUUUCUCGUGGUUCUCUGUGUCCUGUGGGGCUUUAAAAUGCUUGGUGAAUAGCCGGUCACAUGUCUGGCGGAUAGCAUCCAUUUCUUCGGUUUUAUCCAUGUACUCGUAGUCAAACGUAACAAACGCUUCUUUCUGUAUCCGCUGGCACUCCCGCACCAUUUUCCAUAACGGAACGCACUCAGAGCUCCACAUGUUGCGUGCCUUGUCGCAUUGGAGGAAUUUGUCAAAAAGCUCGGCACAAUUGAUCGAAAUCGCCUCCGAAACAGGAUACUCUCGCUUGUACAUCUCUACACGAUACGCUUCCUUGAUCGAUUGUUGCUGGACCCGGUCGGUCUCGGGGUCUGUUUGGUCUUUGGUUUCACUGCCGAUUUCUCGACUGUCAGUCUGCUUCGUCAAUAGACGCUUUAGCUGCCGGUCGCUUAUCAUUGACUCCUUCGAAUCAACAUACUUCUGCAGCUCUUCGGGCAAUUUAUCGUCCGUGGUGUCGGACUUUCUAAACCAC